AUGCCUUCUGCCACAACCCAGCUCCCUUCCGCAUCUCUUGCAGACCAGGCAGACAAGCUUGAAGAGCUCGCUGUCAAGUUGACAUCCGCGGCGAAGACCAUGCGCGCGGGUAAUGAACCUUCCCAGAAGGAGCACGACACACUUGUCUCUACGAUCCGCAAUGUCGGCAAUGCGGUACACACACCAUUAGAUGACGUAUAUGACACCAGCAUGGCGUGGUGUAAGGCUGCUGCCAUCCGCCUCCUGGUAGACUGGAAGGUCUUCGAAAACAUACCCGAAUCAGGAUUUAUCCGCUAUCAAGAUCUCGCCGAGAAGGUUGGCGGAGAUGCGGUUCUCAUCAGGCGCGUAUGCUGGGUCUUGGUUGCAACUGGUUUCCUUGAGCAAAGGGGCCACGACCAAAUCGGCCACACCUCACACACGCGCAUUUUUGCCAAUUCCACCACAUCGAACGCAAACGCCUCAUUGUGGAUGGUGAUAUGCGACGAAUGGAUGCACCCUCUCCUCGCGAUGCCCGACUACUACGAGAAAUUCGGUAUCAAGGAGCCCACGGGCCGGCUGCACUCUAUCAAAGCAUUUGGUGAAGGCCAGCCCGAGCUCACGGUCGCGCAGAUCAUGAGCCAGCAUCCUAAGCGGGUCGCCCACAUUCAUCUUUCUAUGCCUCUCAUGGACGGCGCAUAUCCCCAGACCGGGUUCUACGAUUUCUCGUGGAUUGCUGAUCGGGCCGCCAAAGAACCCCACAGCCGGAAAGUAAUUGUGGAUGUUGGCGGUGGCAAGGGCUGGACGCUGCAAAGAAUUGUCAACGAGAACGAGGGUAUUCCCAUGGAGCGAUGCGUGUUGCAGGACUUGCCUGGUGUGAUCUCGUUCGUCGAAAAACACGGAGACGACAAUAUCAAAAAGGCAACUCUGAUGCCGAUUGAUUUCCACAAGGAACAGCCGGUUCAAGGUGCCUUGGUCUACUCGGUCCGUCGCUGCUUGCGUGACUUUGGAGACGACGAGGCUGUCGACAUUCUCAAGCGCGUCGUCGACGCCAUGGCCCCAGACAGCAAAUUACUGAUCGCCGAUACCGUGGCGACAAACCCUCCUUCUUUCCUCGUGGCAGCAAUUGACUUCUUCCUGUCAACUAUGGGUGGCAAGGAGAGGACGGAGGAGGAAUUCUGCAACAUCGCUGUACGAGCUGGAUUGAAGGUUACGGGCGUGCACUACUCUGACAUUGCGGAGUUUGCCAUGAUAGAGUGUGAGAAAGCGUAA
Molecule: messenger RNA, 1248 nt
Organism: Colletotrichum aenigma
Lineage: Eukaryota; Fungi; Ascomycota; Sordariomycetes; Glomerellales; Glomerellaceae
Gene: fsa4-2
Product: Methyltransferase fsa4
Exons: 3
Coding region: 1-1248 (415 amino acids)
Molecular function (GO): O-methyltransferase activity
Source: RefSeq, a predicted model, not a curated record